Molecule: messenger RNA, 679 nt
Organism: Capsella rubella
Lineage: Eukaryota; Viridiplantae; Streptophyta; Magnoliopsida; Brassicales; Brassicaceae
Exons: 1
Coding region: 208-585 (125 amino acids)
Source: RefSeq, a predicted model, not a curated record
AUUGUCUCUUUAUCUUAAUGUAUAUAAUAAGGGACAUAAUGUAUACUUUUUGAUUGUACAUAUAAACUUACUUGUAUAUAUAUAUAGACAUACAUACGCUUGUCAGAUUCAGUUAGAUUCUUUUCAUCAUAGCACUCAACAACACACAACACACUCUUCCUCUCUCUUUCUCUCUCUCGUUUGUCCGAGUGUCCGACAGUCACCUAAAUGGCAUUUUCCAGGCAUAUACCUGACGGCAAGACCGCCGUGACUAAGAAGAAGUCUGAGGUCGUCCCAACUCCGCCGCCGAACUGCUGCGUCACGUGCCUUGCGAGACUCAUCAGGAAACUGAAGAGAAAAGGGAGGUUGUUGCUGGCUACGAGGGCUCGGAGACAAGGGAGCUCGUUGCAAUGCCGCUACGAUCCGAUGAGCUACUCACUUAACUUCGACGGAGGCGCGUGUGGUGAACUUCCCGAUGAUGAGGAUUAUUACUUUCGGUUCUAUGCAUUUUCUUCGAGAUACGUUACAAAUAGUAGUAAUACUAUCAAGAAAAGACCAUCACUUCCACGUGAAUCCUUCUCUACCGCUUCACAUGAAUUCGUGUAAUCUUAUGAUUUGUCAUUCGGCUCUUUCUUUCCUUUUAUGUUAUCUUGUUCUUUUAGUUUCUUAGAUUUUAAUCUAUCAUUAUUUUUUUUUAUUA